AAAAGUCAAAUGUGAAGUUUGAAUUAUUAGAAUUGUUUGUCUGUCAUGAAAAUAUUUUCUCCCCUUCCUUUUCUCAAUAUUAGAUUUGCAAAUUUGCAUUGAUAACCAUUUGAUAUUAGAGUUGAGAGUGGCAGAAUAAGCUAAGUUCUGAAGAAGGUCAAUAAGAGGAGAAGAAAACAAACAUUCCAUUUUGAUCCAAUCAAGCAUCAAUUUCUUUUUAAUAAUUUUUCCAAAAUGUCCACUGUUAAUUAUACAACUCGCACAGAAGGUCAAACAAAGAUAAAUACUUUGAUAUGGACUGUGCCCAAUUUCAUCAAUCUUCUGGAAAACAAAUCCACCCGUGAAUUCCGAACAGAAAAGUAUAAUGAUAAAAAUAAUGCAGUCUCUAUGGAUGGACGUUUCCAAUUGAAAAUGCAAUUUCUGGGUCGCAGCAAUGAGAUUAUUGAAAUUUAUUAUUUGGCUCCAAAUGCAGUUUUUCUAAAAUCUAUUCUGACUAUAUGUCUGAAACGUUUUGAAGAGCGUUCCAUCAUAAUAAAAGAGUAUCACACGGUCCAAGCUAAUAAAUGGCAGUACUUAGCCACACUCUACAAGCGGGAUAUAGCAAGUUUUGACGGUAGAGACAUAUUUUUGUUGAGCGAUGGAAGCUUACGUCUUAAAUUCCAGUUCAUGAUGACUAAUGAUAUAAAGAUUCAAAGAGCAAAUGUUCCAGAGACUCAAUUGAGUAGUGACUUUGAGAAUCUUUUGAAUAUCAGUCUAUUUUCUGAUGUUACAAUGAAAUCUGCUGAAGGAAUUGAGUUUAAAGUCCAUAAAGCUGUUUUAGCAAGCAGAAGUGCUGUGUUAAAGGCUCACUUUGAGCAUAACACUACAGAAUGUCAGACCAAUAUUGUUGAAUCUCCUUUGGAGUCUGAAGUAUUGCGUGAAGUGUUGAUGUUUAUUUAUAGUGACAAAGCACCAAGGGUUGACGAAAUUCCGGAGAGACUUUUAGCUGCUGCUGACUAUUAUCAGUUGAGUCGAUUGAAGGGCUUAUGCGAGGAAGCAUUACAUAAGAAACUUACUGUGGAGAAUGCUAUAGAGACUUUCCAGUUGGCAGAUUUGCAUUCGGCUAGAACUCUAAAGCAGUUAACCCUAGAAUUUAUUAAGGAUGGUCAAGCGGAACUUAUCACCAAAACUGAAGGGUGGGCAAAAGUGCAAUCAGUGGAUCUGAUCAAGAGAAUUUACGAGUACAUAAUGACUGAUGAGGUGGAGACAGAUUUGAAAUGACUUGUCGAGAUUGUCAUAUGAAAUUAAAGUACUUAUAACCUUU
Amyelois transitella is the source of this 1303-nucleotide messenger RNA. RefSeq names its product speckle-type POZ protein-like. Gene Ontology annotation, molecular function: ubiquitin protein ligase binding. The record is from RefSeq and is a predicted model, not a curated record. The transcript has 2 exons. NCBI's taxonomy places the organism in Eukaryota, Metazoa, Arthropoda, Insecta, Lepidoptera, Pyralidae. Gene Ontology annotation, cellular component: cytoplasm. Gene Ontology annotation, biological process: proteasome-mediated ubiquitin-dependent protein catabolic process; regulation of proteolysis. Bases 235 to 1260 code for a protein of 341 amino acids.